AUGAUCGAUUCUGGAUACGCUAGGACUAUGGACAAAUCAGGCCAAGAGGACGAAUUUAUUGGAAAUGGAAUGCCAGAAAAAUUUGAUAAAAAUAAUGUAAAAGGGAAAAAACGUAAAAAGUGUUUACGUGACAAAGCAGCUCCAAGACUUCCUCAUUCUGGGUACAUAAGAUUUUUAAAUGAUAGACGUGAACAAUUUCGUUUUGAAAAUCCCAAUUUACCAUUUGCUGAAAUAACCAAAGUAUUAGCUACUGAAUGGAACCAGUUGCCAGCAGAUAAAAAACAACAAUAUCUUUUAGCAGCUGAACAAGAACGAGUAAAAUACAUUGAAGAAUUAGCAGCUUAUAAAAAGACUGAUGCUUACAGAAAUUUUAUUCAACGCAAAUUGAAAAAAAAAAAAGUUAAUACCUCUAUCCAAGAAGUACAAGAAUUAGAAAAAGAAAAACCAUUUAGUAAUAACAGUAAUACUGUUUAUGACAUACCUAUAUACACUGAAGAAUUCUUAAACUUCAAUAAAGCUAGAGAAAGUGAACUAAGGCAGCUCCGUAAAAGAGUAACAGAUCAAGAACAAGAAGUAUCUGUAUUAUACAAACAUAUUGGAAACAUGAAUAAUGGAAUUAUAAAAUUAAUGGCCAACACUAAAAAACUCAAAGCUGGAUGUUUAAAAUAUGAACAUUAUUUAAUUAAAUUACGAUCACUACUUCUAGAUGCUUUUGAUAACAUCGCAUUUCCAGAUAACAUUGAGCCACCUACCAAUGACACUAUUGACACAUAUAUAGUUAAUUUAGCAACUCAUCUAACAACGGGCACUGGUACUGAUCCUUCCUGGAUUGAAAAUGUAAAGAAAGUUAUUUCUAAUUUAGACUUUUCACAGUGUUAA
Macrosiphum euphorbiae (potato aphid) is the source of this 879-nucleotide messenger RNA. Lineage: Eukaryota; Metazoa; Arthropoda; Insecta; Hemiptera; Aphididae. The record is from the annotation of a GenBank genome assembly.